GUACCCUCACUCCGUAUCGCGGCUCCGGCUCGUCGGAACCGUUCGGAACCUUACCUUGGCGCAGCAGAGUCGUUCCUCGUCUCGUGCGCAUCAAAAGCUCCGUUCGCCGUCGCGUUUUUCUCACGGAGCACAUGGUCCCGGAAGAUCACCCCCUUACACUGAACGUUCCUCCGGGAGUAAAGGAACAGUUACGAAUGGGUGAUCCUUCAUCAGUGUGACCAGUGGGCGAAUUAUUUGUUCAGUGCGAGUGCGCGAACGCUCAAUUCGGUGGUUCUUUUUUUUUCUUUUUGGUCGUCGCAGUGCACCGGGGGGCGAUAUGGAGUAUAGACCGCGAAGUACAAAUUCUGGAUUGUCGAUGACACCGAUGACGGAUAGCGGACUUCAGUGCUAAUCUGUGAAGUGGCAUGGGUGUUCCUCGCGUAUGAUAAUUCGCGGGACUGUCGUCAAUUUCGUUAUAAAGAAUCGCGAGAUGCGCCCGUGAGGGUUCCUCCCUCGACUAUUUUCAAAGGUGUCACGGAGGGAUUCAACCCCCUCUGCGUUAGUGUCGUGAUAUCGGGGAGUGUUUGCGGGGGGAGGUAACGCGAGAGAGGAGAGGACUCGAGGGGUGGACGGUAGAGGUGGAAGGAAGAGAGGACUCGAGCCACAGCGGACGCCAUCUCCGCGUUAUCGGCAAGCGGACCCCUCGGGACUCCCCCCCGAGCAACAUCGGCGUCGCGCACCCUCGGCGGGAACUACCCCGCGACAGCGGCCACCCUGAUGGGAGUGUAUGAGGAGCGCCCUCCUACCACCGGCAUGCACUGGCAGCCGCCCAGCUCGCAGGAGCGUGGCAGCGGCUUGGCUGUGGGGCGCCAGGUGGGACCCGGCAGCACGGGAGGGCCCGGCGCGGUGGACCAGGCCCGGGAUCUGAGUCCCUGCCUUCCCGCGUCGAUGGGCGAUGCUGCGCGACCCACCACUCUACCGUGCAGUCCUCCUGCCGCCCAUCACCACGGGUCCCAUCAUACGCCCCUGCAUCAGACCCACUGCGGCACCAAUAACAACUGUUACGACGGCUCGACCACCCCUUAUGAGUCGAGGGACUACGACUCACCCGGAGGUACGAUUAUCUCUUACCUGUCGGAGGGGGUUGGGACGGAGAUGUCAGGAUCCAUUAAGAAGAAGAGACUCGCGGGCGGACAGGAAUACCGAGGCAGCGGUGGGAACUUCGAGAACGCCAAUGACCUGAGCAUGCCAUCGCAGACCGCGCACCAUCACCACCAGCAUCACCACCACCAUCACCAUCAUCAUCCCCAUCUGCAGGCGCAUUCCCAGGAACAGCAGAACACGACGGAGCAGCAUUUGCACGCCAUCCCGAAGCUGGAACCGCCACCCACGCCACCCUCGCAGUCCGAGGACGUUCCGGGGAACGUGGUUUGCGCGGGAUGCGGCCUCAAAAUAUCGGACAGGUUCUACCUCCAGGCCGUCGACAAGAGGUGGCAUGCCGCGUGCCUCCAGUGCUCGCACUGUCGCCAGGGCCUCGACGGGGAGGUCACCUGCUUCAGCAGAGACGGGAACAUCUACUGCAAGAAGGACUACUAUCGGAUGUUCGGCAGCAUGAAGCGGUGCGCGCGCUGCCAAGCGGCGAUCCUGGCGUCCGAGCUGGUGAUGCGCGCGCGCGAGCUCGUCUUCCACGUGCGCUGCUUCUCGUGCGCGGCGUGCGCGGUACUCUUGACGAAGGGCGACCACUUCGGCAUGCGGGACGGCGCCGUGCUCUGCCGGCUGCACUACGAGAUGGGCGCCGAGUUGCAUCCGGCCCAGAGCCCGCCGGUCCCGGUCUACCCGCCCGGGCCGCACUACCCCGGCCAGCCCUUCCCCUCGCCCGAGUUCCUCCAUCACCAUCAUCACCAUCAUCACGCGCCACCGCACCCACAUCACUCGAUGCACCCCCAACACCCGCACAGCCACGUCAGCCCGGUGCCGUUGCAGCCCUCCACGCCUUCCGACGCCUCCUCGCCGCCGAAGGUGCCCUACUUUAAUGGCGCCGCCGCCGUGGUCCCGCCGCCCAGGCAGAAGGGCAGGCCCAGGAAGAGGAAGCCCAAGGAUCUCGAGGGUAUGACCGCGAGUCUUGACCUAAACGCGGACUACAUAGACAUGCCCUUCGGUAGAGGAGGCCCCGGGACCCCCGGCAUGCCCGGCUCCAACAGCCGGACGAAACGGAUGAGAACGAGCUUCAAGCAUCACCAGUUAAGGACGAUGAAGAGCUACUUCGCGAUCAAUCACAAUCCCGACGCGAAGGAUCUCAAGCAGCUUUCCCAGAAAACUGGCUUGCCGAAAAGGGUGUUGCAGGUCUGGUUCCAGAACGCGCGGGCAAAAUGGCGGCGCAUGGUGCUGAAGCAGGAGGGCAAGUCCGACAAGUGCGACGGCGGGGUGGAUGGCGGUAAUCUCGGCGACCUUGAGCUCUACGGGAACAGCACCGGAAGUGGCGGGCCGCCGAUGAGUCCGCCCUUCAUGCUCGGCGGUCCCCACAGUCCUGCGUCCCUGGCAUCCCUGGACUGCGCGUGAUCCCUGACGUCCGGAUUCGUCCUGUCUGGCUAGCGUCGCGCGUCCACGUCCCGCGACGGGACAUCGGUCGAUUUGGAUGUGCACCCUUCCGGACGGUUUCUCACGUGAGUGAUAAUCGCUCGCGAGUGCGUGCGUGAGGACGAUGAAUUGUGAAUAGUCGGUGAGCGUGUAAAAAAAAAAGAGAGAAAGAGGAAUAGCGUUUCCGCGAGCGAAAAUUCGCGGACCGGAUUAGCGACGACCGAUCGAGCACAAGACUUCGAGGAGUGCAUUUUUCGAGAGCGCCGAGUUGUGAGUUUUCCUUUCAACCAGUGAAAAGCUUGCUUCUCGUUAUCGUCCCGCGAGCCGAAAAUUGGCUUCUCGAGGCGCUCGCUUCGGAUCAAGACGAUUGUAAAAUUUGACGCGCCGAUGCGUAGAUUUGUUUUAAUCAAUAAAAUCGUUGUAUUUAUUGUAGCUCGAAUUGCGACGCGAAUUCGCGUCGCGGAACACUAAAGUCGUUCGUUGAGGGCAAUGUAAUUAGUGAACGAGAUCUAUUUAUUCGCCUAAGUCUAAUUAAGGAUCGCGAACAUUACCAGUGCUGUGUGAAAAUCCGGUGUUUCGCGAGUUCUCGAAGAGCUGUCGGUUGCUGUCAUCUUUAAUUUAUUGAGGAGCGUAGUGGCUACAUAUUGGACGGAUCGACUUGUUGAAUUAUUAAUUAUUAAUUAUUUAUUUUUUAUUUCUCUGUAUAUGUCUUUUCUUUCUUAUUUGAAACAGGUUUCUAAACUUUUGAUACUACUGGUCGAUUGACAAAUAAUCGAGAUUUAUAUUUUUCUGAUCGUGUCAUGUUUUUUGUAAAUAAAAGCAGAGAUUUAUACCGACAUAAACAAACUUGAAGAUCGAUCAAAGCUCUAUCGAGCGCUUGAGCGAAACGCUGGAUUUUAACGGGAGGAUAUAAUUAUUUAUAAAAGAAAAAAAAUGAGCUGCGAACGCGAGUUAUUGUAAUUAUUGCUCAAGAUCAGACCGCGACAGACCCAUAAAAGAAGCGACCCACGGUUCUACCUGGUUAUUAACUGUAAAUAAAGGACGUUCCUCGUGCGUUUCUCUUAAGGCACCGUUAUAGGUUGUAGGGCCCUAUUAAUUGCAUUCGGUAGCGGUCGUGCUUCUCUAGGCGAGAGGUAAAAGUAAUAGUAAAUGAGGAUUACGCAGGACACUACUGUUAUUAUUGCUCCUACUAAUUAUAGUCCUCCUUGUAACGAUGCGGAAGGAUUGUCCAAACUUUUGCAAGAUCAUUUUUUCAUUGAAUAUAUUUUGACAAUAUA
Molecule: messenger RNA, 3833 nt
Organism: Temnothorax curvispinosus
Lineage: Eukaryota; Metazoa; Arthropoda; Insecta; Hymenoptera; Formicidae
Product: protein apterous-like
Exons: 6
Coding region: 757-2538 (593 amino acids)
Biological process (GO): regulation of transcription by RNA polymerase II; neuron differentiation
Cellular component (GO): nucleus
Molecular function (GO): DNA-binding transcription factor activity, RNA polymerase II-specific; RNA polymerase II transcription regulatory region sequence-specific DNA binding
Source: RefSeq, a predicted model, not a curated record